Messenger RNA from Naegleria gruberi, 1714 nucleotides. RefSeq lists its product as uncharacterized. The record is from RefSeq and is a predicted model, not a curated record. The transcript has 3 exons. Lineage: Eukaryota; Heterolobosea; Eutetramitea; Acrasida; Naegleriidae. Bases 1 to 1698 code for a protein of 565 amino acids.
AUGAGAAAAAGAGAAGCAUUGAUGGACGAGUUUUCCGAUCCAUCACCAAAGAAAUUAUUGGAUGAUGAUGACGAGGAAACUUCUGAUUUUAUUGAACAUAAGAAAUCGACCAAGAAGAAGAGUAGUAGCAAGACAAAGAAUCAACAUAAUAGAACAUUCUCAUCAUCGAGUACGGGGAGUACAGGGAGUGGUGGUGGGGAAAUAACACAAUCAUCAACAUCGAGUACAGGUUCUCCUGUUGGAGGAGGUUAUCAAUCAUCGGGUAUAUAUGAUGGUGAUUCCUCUCCUGUUGUUACAUCAGAUAAUUAUGAUAAUAAUCGAUUGAAUUACUCUGCAUCGAAUAGUAAUAUUGAUAAAUACAAGGGAAUAAGUUCAAGAGAUAUGGGAAAGGUUAAUAGUAUGCCAUCAAUUUCGGAAUCAUAUGAAAAUUCAUCAUCAUCAUCAUACUCUAAUGAUCCACGUAUUGGUACCAUGAAGAAUAAUUAUUAUGAACAGGCAAGAAAGAGACAAAACGAAGAGAGUGGUCCAUACAUUUUGCAAGUUAUUGCCGAUAUGUUAAAGUAUAUUUAUUCAUCAAUUACAGAAACUGCCAAUAUUGGAGGAUCUAGAUUGACAAGUGCUGUCUCGGGAAUGAAUUUCAGACAGAAUCAAUCCAAUGCAAACCCAAGAGCAGGAGGUGAUUUCCCAUCUCCAGAGAUUUAUUUAGAACCUGAAAAGAAGCAAAUUUUGGAACAAUUCAAAAAGUAUUGCUCUAAAAAGUUCGAUAUUGAGAAUGACAAGCAUCAAAAACUGUUAUUCUCACUCUACAAGUGUUGUACUCAGAAGAAGACUAUUUUAACUGAGGGAGAACAUUGGAAAUUCUUGGGAUUCCAAAACACAAAACCAGAAACUGACUUUAGAGGAGCAGGUAUUCUUGGGUUGAGAAAUUUACUCUACUUCUCCAAACAUUACAAGAAGAGAUUCAAGAAUUACUUUGGAAAAUGUACAAAUGAGAUUUCUGUCACUGAUGAUGGUACUUUCACAAGUUAUCCAUUUGUUAUUGCUGGGUUGAAUGUGACAAUGUUGCUCUUGUCCUUCCUAGGUAUUGGAUUCCAAGCAUCUAAGGUACAUAAUGUGACGGCCAAGAAGAAUUUCAUUGAACUUUUAACAUCCGGAAGAGGAAAACCAGUUCUUGAAGAGGAUGAAGACGAAGAGGAGGAUGAAGAUUCUACACCUGUAGUUACGGAAGGAACACUGCUUUCCUUUGAUGACAUUCCAGAACAAAAACCUAAAAAGAAGGGAAUUAAUAUUUUGGAUGAUGAAAUUUCACCUGUUGUGUGGGAUAAUAAUUCUCUGUCGUGGGAUGAACCAAAUUCUGCCACUUCCUCGAAAAAUGUUGCUGCUGGUAGUAAUACUAAAAAGUCAACAGCUGGCACCAAGCUUGUUCCAGCUUCACCUGUAAAGAUAUCCCAAAAGACUGAAAAGAAGAAAAAGCCAAAGGCCAAGACUGAAACUCACCAAUUUAAUCUCGAUCUUUUCAAUGAAAUGUAUGUGGUCGGAUUUACUUGCCUUCACAGAGAAUGGCACAGAACUAAGGCAACCUAUUUUGAUUUUGGACGUGUUCUUGAUAAUGCUCGUAAACAUUUGGAAGAUUUAUUAGAAUUGAGAUUUAACAGUUUUGGAGAUGUUAAGGAAUUCAAUCAAUCAUUGAAAAACUAAACAUUAUUUUAUUCUC